Aspergillus calidoustus is the source of this 795-nucleotide messenger RNA. NCBI's taxonomy places the organism in Eukaryota, Fungi, Ascomycota, Eurotiomycetes, Eurotiales, Aspergillaceae. The record is from the annotation of a GenBank genome assembly.
AUGUCCUUCGCAACGAUCCAGGAUCUCGGCCCCUCUGAGAAUACCACCGUGCCCAAUAUUCCUGUCGGCGAGGUGAUCACAGGUUUUAUUGCUUCCUGGCCGGAGGGCGGACUAAACCCACCAGGAUACGCCUACAUUGGGCUUCAGACCCAGCAACCACACCAGCCACUGCCUUCCCCUACUACCACACUGUACAGACCCAUUCCAGUCCCCGCAGAGGAAGCCGCCCGACGCACGUCCCAUCUUGGACAGCGAACACCGAUCAGCGGAGUAACCGAUUAUACCUUUCACACCUGGGCCCCUCUCACCAAUAUCCGCAGAAUCACUGCGAGUGCCGGCAUCCGGGGCCGUUCGCGGUCCGAGAGAGAUAUAUCGGGGUUGAUGUUUGAGUACUAUGAUGAUACGCCCAGUGUCGUUGUGGGACAGUGGUUUGUGCCGCACCCGCAUACGGCGGUGGAUAUCGAGCCGGGUGAGUGCGUGAGAGAAGUCACGGUCUGGACGAAGACGGUGGAUAAGCCGCUUCCCGGUUGGUAUUCCGGUUAUCCGCUGGUCACAAUUACAGGGAUUAGGAUAUGUGUCCAGGCGUCUACGGGCAGUUCACGCACCCUUGCAUUUGCCGCACCUGGAAUAGACCUCGCAACUCUGGAAGACGAGAGUGGGCGUUCGGUGCACUGGAAGAGGGCUCGCGCGGACCAUGGGAAUGAGCAUAAUAUUGAAAUGGCUCGCCAGACGACGCUCGCCUGGGAGGUAUCUCGCAAACAGGACUCGCUCCAUACAACGUGCUCUCUAUGCUGA